ACUCACAUUGUAAUUAGACAAGUCGACAUUCAAACGGGAUAUUUUUUUUUCGAGUAGAUCACGCGGGAAUUAAAUUAUGCGAACAGCUCGUAAUGUCAUUUGGAGAAAAGGAAGAAUUUGACGAUGAUCAUCAGUAUAUAGCCAAGGUUGUGUUUCACUUCUUCAAGCUUUACAUUUCCCUUAUAGCUUGAAUAGCUAAGAAUGAAAGCUAUGUCCCAUCUCCGCCGCCCUCCGCUCCUCCGCCUCCUCAUACUCCAAUGCCAACUUCUCGGAUUGGCCAUCCUCGCGUCCGCCGUAGGGGUCAACUACGGCACGGUCGGGAACAACCUCCCACCACCUAAGAAGGUGGCACAGCUCCUCCAGUCGACUCUCAUCGACAAGGUCAAGAUCUAUGACACCGACCCCGACAUCCUCCAGGCCUUCGCCAACACCGGCAUCGACCUCCUCGUUGCCGUUGAGAACAGCAACGUCACCAGCAUUGGCAAGGAGACGUCUGCAGCCGAGGAUUGGCUCUCCACCCGCGUCCUCCCCUUUAUACCAGCAACCUCGGUCGUGGCCAUAUGUGUCGGAAACGAGUACCUCACUGCCGGAGACGACAAGUUAGAGGCCAAUGCGCUAGUCCGGGCGAUGCAAAACCUGCACGCGGUACUGGUGUCGCAUGGGCUCGACCGGAAGAUUAAGGUCACGACGCCGCACAGCAUGGCCGUGCUCGCGUCCUCCUUCCCUCCCUCGGCCUCCACAUUUGCCCUGACGCUCCUCCCUACGAUGACCUCAAUAGUCCAGUUCCUGGCCGACACCGGCGCACCUUUCAUGGUCAAUGCGUAUCCCUACUUCGCGUACCGGGACAACCCGAGCUCAGUGAGCUUAGAGUAUGCGUUGCUUGGGAAUGCAACCGGGGUCCAUGACCCAAAGGGUUACGUUUACACAAACAUGUUGGAUGCGCAGAUCGAUGCAGUCCGGUCCGCGAUAGCUGCCCUGGGGUUCGGGAACCGGUCGGUCGAUGUCACUUUGUCGGAGUCAGGGUGGCCUUCGAAAGGGGAAAAGGGCGAUUCCGCUGCCACCCCAGAGAAUGCCAAGACAUACAACACGCGCCUCAUCGAGCGUGCCCAGGCCAACAAGGGCACGCCAAUGAGCCCUAAGGAUAAGGUCGAGGUGUUUGUGUUUGCGCUGCUCAACGAGAACAAGAAACCAGGUGGGGUCACGGAGCGCAACUUCGGCAUGUUCAAUGGGGACGGGUCGAAGUCGUAUGAUGUGGACCUCAGCUGCCAGUUCUGCAGCAGUGGAGGAGAGGCUGCGGCUGGGAAGUUCGGGGAGCGGGUGGAGACUACGGCAGGCACAGCCAUGAGGGGACCUUCCGUGUGGUGCGUGGCGAAGCCGCACGCUGAGGAGAGGGUGCUGCAGGCAGUGCUGGACUUCUGCUGCGGACCCGGGGGAGUGGACUGCAGGGAGGUGUACCAGGGAGGAGACUGCUUCGCCGGUCCUGACAAGGUGCACGCGCACGCAUCGUAUGCCAUGAACAUCUACUACCAGAUGCACGGUCGCAACUACUGGAACUGCGACUUCAAGGGCACUGGCCUCGUCUCCUUCAGUGAUCCAAGUUACGGGAAAUGCAGGUAUCCUCAACAGUAGCGGCAACCCGAGGAAUCGAACGAUGCGACCUCUCGUCGUUUGACAGCUGUUUUAGUAUCGAUUUGUAGCGCUGUCUCGCAGAACAUAUCUGUUAAGAAUGUGAAUGGGAACUAUGAGGAUUUUUGAAUAUUAGUAUGACUGGUGGGGUCUUGAGCUCUCAUUGAUCUUUGAAAAAAGCGUGACUUUUCACGUUUCACUCGGACCAGUAAAUCAGAAAAAAGGGAUCCUUUUCUUCCAU
Molecule: messenger RNA, 1867 nt
Organism: Punica granatum (pomegranate)
Lineage: Eukaryota; Viridiplantae; Streptophyta; Magnoliopsida; Myrtales; Lythraceae
Source: RefSeq, a predicted model, not a curated record